AGCCAUCGGGAGGGGAGCUGCCAGGGAGGCUGGGCGUCCAGCUUUGUUCCUUCUGCCCCUCUUCUGGACCCCGGGGGCCUCUUCUCGGAACCCCACUGAGCCCCUGGUCAAAGGGCGUCCCCUCCCUGAGUCCUUUCCUCAGCGGGGCGUGGGCCGGUGCAAAUGAAAAGUGGCUUGGGGGCUGGGAGACCCCCAUGUGCUCCAGGGGGGGCUGGGGAAGGGCCGAUCUGCCGCGUGACCCCGGGCCAGGCCCGUCUUCCUCCCCCAGCCUCGGUUUCCCGCUCCGCUGGGGCGGGGCUGGAGGUCGCUGCAGGCCGCCCCGCCCCGCCUGGAGGAAUCUGGCAGGACGACCCGUCGGUCCCAGGCGGCGGCGACGGUGCUUGAAAGAGAAGAAAACUGUCUCCCUGGCCGGGGGCCAGCGUCCCAGCCCCCUCGCCGCCGCCGCGCCGCGCUCCAGCGGGGAAAACAACUGCUCGCUUCUCCCGGCGUCCGCCCCGCGCGCUCCCCGCUUCCCGGAGCCCGCGGGAGCCCAGCGCCCGCCCGGGGGGAGGCGCGGAGCCGGCCGGCCGCGCGGCCUUCCUCCCCCUCGCUCCUCCUCUCCGCCCCAACUUGCUCGGGCCUCCUCCUCGCUCCCGCCCCAGUUUGGGGCCUUCGCAGGCCCCCGGCCGCCGCGCGUGGCUGCGCUGCUUCCCGGGGCGACGGGAGUCCCGGGGCUCCCCGCGGUCCAGGCUCCAUCUCUUGGCCUCUCCCCGGGCGCCCCCCGCCCGCCUCGGGCCCCUCUCCCUCGCUGCCCCCCCUGCACCCCUCUGCCGGGGCUCGGGGCUGCCGAGCCCCCUUCGGGUGCCGGGACCAUAGCCCCCGCCCGGGCGCGCCCCGCUGCGGUCCGGUGGCCCCGGAUGCCCGGACCCCGCGGGGCUGCUGGCGGCCUGGCCCCUGAGAUGCGCGGGGCGGGGGCGGCGGGGCUGCGGGCGCUGCUGCUGCUGCUGCUGCUGCUGCUGGGCCCGGGCGGCGGGGUCCAGGGGGGGCCGGCCGGGGAGCGGGGCGCCGGCGGGGGCGGGGCGCUGGCCCGCGAGCGCUUCAAGGUGGUCUUUGCGCCGGUGAUCUGCAAGCGGACCUGUCUCAAGGGCCAGUGUCGGGACAGCUGUCAGCAGGGUUCCAACAUGACGCUCAUCGGGGAGAACGGCCACAGCACAGACACGCUCACGGGCUCGGGCUUCCGCGUGGUGGUGUGCCCUCUGCCCUGCAUGAACGGCGGCCAGUGCUCCUCCCGAAACCAGUGCCUCUGCCCCCCGGAUUUCACGGGCCGCUUCUGCCAGGUGCCGGCCGGUGGGGCCGGCGGAGCAGCCGGCAGCUCGGGCCCCGGGCUGGGCCGGGCUGGGGCCCUGCCCGCCGGCGCGCUGCCGCCCCUGGCCCCUGAGGGCGAGUCGGUGGCCAGCAAGCACGCCAUCUACGCCGUCCAGGUGAUCGCGGACCCGCCCGGGCCCGGGGAGGGGCCCCCUGCCCAGCAUGCGGCCUUCCUGGUGCCCCUCGGGCCGGGACAGAUCUCGGCGGAAGUGCAGGCCCCGCCCCCCGUGGUGAACGUGCGCGUCCACCACCCGCCCGAGGCCUCGGUCCAGGUGCACCGCAUCGAGGGGCUGAACGCCGAGGGCCCCGGCCCCUCACAGCACCUGCUGCCGCACCCCAAGCCCCCGCACCCUCGGCCACCCACCCAAAAGCCCCUGGGCCGCUGCUUCCAGGACACGCUGCCCAAGCAGCCCUGCGGCAGCAACCCCCUCCCCGGCCUCACCAAGCAGGAAGACUGCUGCGGAAGCAUCGGCACCGCCUGGGGCCAAAGCAAGUGCCACAAGUGCCCCCAGCUGCAGUACACAGGCGUGCAGAAGCCCGGGCCCAUGCGUGGGGAGGUGGGCGCCGACUGCCCCCAGGGCUACAAGAGGCUCAACAGCACGCACUGCCAGGACAUCAACGAGUGUGCGAUGCCUGGGAUGUGUCGCCAUGGUGACUGCCUCAACAACCCUGGCUCCUAUCGCUGUGUCUGCCCACCUGGUCACAGUCUGGGCCCCUCGCGCACACAGUGCAUUGCGGACAAGCUGGAGGAGAAGAGUCUGUGUUUCCGCCUGGUGAGCCCCGAGCACCAGUGCCAGCACCCGCUGACCACGCGCCUCACCCGUCAGCUCUGCUGCUGCAGUGUUGGCAAGGCCUGGGGUGCACGGUGCCAGCGCUGCCCGGCUGAUGGCACUGUUGCCUUCAAGGAGAUCUGCCCGGCUGGGAAGGGGUACCACAUCCUCACCUCCCACCAGACGCUCACCAUUCAGGGCGAAAGUGACUUCUCCCUCUUCCUGCACCCCGAUGGGCCACCCAAGCCCCAGCAGCUGCCUGAGAGCUCCAGCCGGCUGCCACCACCCGAGGACGCUGGGGAAGAGAGAGGGGUAACCACGGACUCACCAGUGAGUGAGGAGCGGCCAGCCCAGCAGAGCCCCCCGACCACCACCACGCCUCCUGCCCGGCCCUACCCCGAGCUGAUCUCCCGCCCCUCGCCGCCCACCGUGCGCUGGUUCCUGCCGGACUUGCCCCCCUCCCGAAGUGCCGUGGAGAUCGCCCCCACGCAGGUCACAGAGACGGACGAGUGCCGACUGAACCAGAACAUCUGUGGCCACGGCGAGUGUGUCCCGGGCCCUUCGGACUACUCCUGUCACUGCAACCCGGGCUACCGGUCGCAUCCGCAGCACCGCUACUGCGUGGACGUGAACGAGUGCGAGGCGGAGCCGUGCGGCGCCGGGCGGGGCAUCUGCAUGAACACCGGCGGCUCCUACAACUGCCACUGCAACCGCGGCUACCGCCUGCACGUCGGCGCAGGGGGGCGCUCGUGCGUGGACCUGAACGAGUGCGCCAAGCCUCACCUGUGCGGCGACGGCGGCUUCUGCCUCAACUUCCCCGGUCACUACAAGUGCAACUGCUACUCCGGCUACCGUCUCAAGACCUCCCGGCCGCCCGUCUGCGAAGACAUCGACGAGUGCCGGGACCCCAGCUCCUGCCCAGAUGGCAAAUGCGAGAACAAACCCGGGAGCUUCAAGUGCAUCGCCUGUCAGCCUGGCUACCGCAGCCAAGGGGGCGGGGCAUGCCGCGACUUGAACGAGUGCGCCGAAGGCAGUCCCUGCGCGCCGGGCUGGUGCGAGAACCUGCCGGGCUCCUUCCGCUGCACGUGCGCCCAGGGCUACGAGCCCGCGCCAGACGGCCGCAGCUGCCAGGACGUGGACGAGUGUGAGGCUGGAGACGUGUGUGACAAUGGCAUCUGCACCAACACGCUGGGCUCCUUUCAGUGUCAGUGCCUCUCUGGCUACCACCUGUCCAGGGACCGGAGCCGCUGCGAGGACAUUGAUGAGUGUGACUUCCCCGCGGCCUGUAUUGGGGGCGACUGUGUCAACACCAAUGGCUCCUACCGCUGUCUCUGCCCCCAGGGGCACCGGCUGGUGGGCGGCAGGAAGUGCCAAGACAUAGACGAGUGCAGCCAGGACCCGGGCCUGUGCCUUCCCCACGGGGCCUGCGAGAACCUGCAGGGCUCCUAUGUGUGCGUCUGUGAUGAGGGCUUCACGCCCGCCCCGGACCAGCACAGCUGUGAGGAGGUGGAGCAGCCCCACCACAAGAAGGAGUGCUACCUUAACUUCGAUGACACGGUGUUUUGCGACAGCGUACUGGCCACCAACGUCACCCAGCAGGAGUGCUGCUGCUCGCUGGGGGCCGGCUGGGGGGACCACUGCGAGAUCUAUCCCUGUCCGGUCUACAGUUCAGCCGAGUUCCACAGCCUCUGCCCCGACGGGAAGGGCUACACCCAGGACAACAACAUUGUCAACUACGGCCUCCCGGCCCACCGCGAUAUCGACGAGUGCAUGUUGUUCGGGACGGAGAUCUGCAAGGAGGGCAAGUGCGUGAACACGCAGCCCGGCUAUGAGUGCUACUGCAAGCAGGGCUUCUACUACGACGGGAACCUGCUGGAGUGCGUGGACGUGGACGAGUGUCUAGACGAAUCCAACUGCCGGAACGGAGUGUGUGAGAACACGCGCGGCGGCUACCGCUGCGCCUGCACGCCCCCGGCCGAGUACAGCCCAGCUCAGCGCCAGUGCCUGAGCCCUGAGGAGAUGGACGUGGACGAGUGCCAGGACCCGGCAGCCUGCCGCCCUGGCCGCUGCGUCAACCUGCCGGGCUCCUACCGCUGCGAGUGUCGCCCGCCCUGGGUGCCCGGGCCCUCCGGCCGCGACUGCCAACUCCCAGAGAGCCCGGCCGAGCGCGCUCCGGAGCGGCGCGACGUGUGCUGGGGCCAGCGCGGAGAGGACGGCAUGUGUGCAGGGCCUCUGGCCGGGCCCGCCCUCACCUUCGACGACUGCUGUUGUCGUCAAGGCCGCGGCUGGGGCGCCCAGUGUCGCCCGUGCCCGCCUCGCGGAGCCGGGCCCCAGUGCCCGACGUCGCAGAGCGAGAGCAAUUCCUUCUGGGAUACCAGCCCCUUGCUGCUAGGAAAGGCCCCGCGGGACGAGGACAGCUCAGAGGAGGACUCCGACGAGUGCCGCUGCGUGAGCGGCCGCUGCGUGCCGCGGCCCGGCGGCGCCGUAUGCGAGUGCCCGGGUGGCUUCCAGCUCGACGCCUCCCGCGCGCGCUGCGUCGACAUCGACGAGUGCCGGGAGCUGAACCAGCGUGGGCUGCUGUGCAAGAGCGAGCGGUGCGUGAACACAAGUGGCUCCUUCCGCUGCGUCUGCAAAGCCGGCUUCGCGCGCAGCCGCCCGCACGGGGCCUGCGUGCCCCAGCGCAGCCGCUGAUGCUGCGUUCAGCUUGGACCUCGGCGAUCACCCCGCGGUUCCCGCUGGCGCUCGGGGAGUGCUUGGCCUCUUGCUCCUGCCCCGACGCACGGCUCGGACCCAGGGACCAUCCAGGGGCCUGCAGACCCCCUCCCGCGCUCC
Messenger RNA from Choloepus didactylus (southern two-toed sloth), 4946 nucleotides. It is a transcript of the gene LTBP3, whose product is annotated as latent transforming growth factor beta binding protein 3. Bases 195 to 4805 code for a protein of 1536 amino acids. The record is from RefSeq and is a predicted model, not a curated record. NCBI's taxonomy places the organism in Eukaryota, Metazoa, Chordata, Mammalia, Pilosa, Megalonychidae. The transcript is spliced from 29 exons. Gene Ontology annotation, molecular function: calcium ion binding.